Molecule: messenger RNA, 1407 nt
Organism: Sphaeroforma arctica JP610
Lineage: Eukaryota; Ichthyosporea; Ichthyophonida
Exons: 1
Coding region: 1-1407 (468 amino acids)
Source: RefSeq, a predicted model, not a curated record
AUGGCGUAUCAACGAGUCUCUGCGCGUACACGCGGCGGUAAAGGUGAAGACGUACACGGUGAAUUGUCAAGUCCCAAUUCCCUAGUCCACGACCAACCCUCAACACCCACAUCCUUUUACCCGGAUAACAUGGCUGAUGAAAUUCUACCACUUAAUUCCACCGAAAACAUGCAUAGUCUUGCAUCCACCUUUCCUUCUCACUCUACAAAAGUAUCGAUGACCAGCCUGUCCGACUCAUUGCCGGACGCCCAAGAGUUUACGUAUUCCACAAACAUGGACGUGAUGGAUCUGCAAGUCGAUGAACCACUGCUGCCGUAUACGGUGCCAUCUACACCCAACGCCAACUCUAGUGUGGAUGACCGUAGUGGCCCAACUGAGAGUCCCCUUAUCGAUAGCGACUAUAGCGUUCCGGUCAACGAUAUACGCAACCUAUUCCGUUGCAACACGUGCAAGAUUGUUACACCGGACGUAGGUUUAUGGUCCAGCUGUACCACCAACGUGUGUCGUGCGUGCUCUAAGACACUAGUGCUUACCAACAACCAGUGUACCAACUGCUCUGAUCUGGACUGCCAUAUUGUAUACGAAUCACCCCUGGCAGCCAAACUAAUUGCGCUCCUGGACCGUACGUGUAGCCAAUGCAAUGUGACUACGAACCCAAUUGUCGAGUUGAACCACGUGUGCGUAUACGACUGCGCCAGUCUCCACUGCAUCCCCGGAGAGUAUGAGAUUGAGGUUGCUACAAAGGGUGAGUGUACAAUUGAUGACUCUGAUAUGCCGAGGUCGGAUGUGCUUGUAGGUGCAGCCGUUCGUCUUAGUGGACACGUGUACACUAUAAUAGCACACGCUACAGACCAGGAAUAUGUAAUACUGGAACAGCAGGACUCAAAGGUACGGUUCAAGAUGCACGUACACUCAGCUUUGCACUUGUACUACAAUACUAGAGUCGUGUCGAAAACCCCCAACCCCAAGAAAGACAGUCGCCGCAAAAAACGGCCAUCCAAGUCCGUGGUAACAAUGGCUCCAGGUGCAGAUGCACAUCAACAGCAGCCAACCCGUACACACUCUUCAGACAGCAGUGGACCCGAUAAUAAAAGGCUCGCUAAGCCACGCACUCGGUUCCGUACUAUUCCGCUACUUAAACAGACCAAGCUACAUAGGGCUGUUACCGGAUGCCGUCUGUCUGAAGAGGCCAUCAAUGCUAUACACGAGCCCACUCCCGGCUAUGUGUGGCGUGUCGAAGCACCAGAGCAGAGAGGUGAUACGAUUCGGUACAGGGCAAUUAUGAUGUCUAUUGAUGACAACAAGCCCCUCCCACAUCAUCGUUCGUUGAACAUUGUCGGUUUUGGCCCUAGUUCCUAUAUCCCCAGCAGCAAAUACAAAAAGUCCGUGUCGACCCGUGACCUCUAA